CAUUUAUUAUUGCUAGAUGACUUUAAUCAAUCACUUGAUUUCAUACCACCCACAGUACAAUGCUUGUAUUUAUAUAACAUCAAGAAUCAAUUGAUGCCCGAUUCUAUUCCAGCAACAGUUACAGAAUUAUAUUUAUUAAAUGGCUUUAACAAACCACUUGAUUUUAUACCACCCACCGUAAAAUAUUUGUAUUUAGAAAAAAUUAAGUAUCAAUUAAUACAGGGAUCAAUUCCAGCAACAGUUGUAUAUUUAUCUUUACUGGAUGGAUUUGAUCAACCACUUAUUUUUAUACCACCCUCCGUAAAACACUUGUGUUUAGAAAGGAUCGAGUAUCAACUACUACCCGAUUCAAUUCCAAAAACAGUUAUACAUUUAUAUUUAGAAGAAAACUUUGAUCAACUACUUGAUUUUAUACCACCCACCGUAAUAUGUUUGCAUUUAGAAAACAUCAAGUAUCAGUUAAUACCUGGUUCAAUUCCACCAACAGUUACAAAUUUGUUUUUACAAGAUGGCUUUGAUCAAUCACUUGAUUUUAUACCACCCACCGUAGAGUAUUUGUAUUUACAUAACAUCAAAUAUCAAUUAAUGCCUGGUUCAAUUCCACCAACAGUUACAAAUUUGUUUUUACAAGAAGGCUUUGACCAAUCACUUGAUUUUAUCCCACCCACCGUAGAAUGUUUGUUUUUGAAAAACAUCAAAUAUCAAUUAAAACCUGAUUCAAUUCCACCAACAAUUUCACAUUUAAUAUUAUAUGAUGACUUUGAUCAAUCACUUAAUUUUAUCCCACCCACAGUAAAUUGUUUGUGUUUACAUAACAUCAAAUAUCAAUUAAAACCUGGUUCAAUUCCACCUACCGUAACGCAAUUAUUAUUACAUGACGGCUUUGACCAACCACUUGAUUUUAUACCACCCACCGUAGAAUGUUUGUUAUUAUAUAACAUCAAGUAUCAAUUAAAACCGGGAUCAAUUCCAAAAUAUUUAACUAAACUCAUAUUUUCAAAUGGUUUCUCUCAACGUUUAACAAACGGUAUUAUCCCUGACUCUAUAGCUUUUAUUGAAAUGGGUGAUGUGUUAUAUCCUCUCGAGUAUGAUUCCAUU
Molecule: messenger RNA, 1098 nt
Organism: Dictyostelium purpureum
Lineage: Eukaryota; Evosea; Eumycetozoa; Dictyosteliales; Dictyosteliaceae
Exons: 1
Source: RefSeq, a predicted model, not a curated record